AUGCCCGCCCGCGACAACCCGGAGCCGCCUGCCAGCAGGCACAGGUCGACGCUGUCUCUGCAAAAGACGGAAAUCACCAUACACGUCUACGACCUUCUUCCGCCCGGUCGCAUAUCCUCCGUCCUGUGGACGUUUGGCGCUUCGCUGCUCCACUCGGGCGUCGUCAUCAACGGCCGCGAAUACGCCUACGGCGGCCACGACAAGCGCCGAGUGACGGGCGUCUACUGGACCAAGCCCAAGACGGAGCCCCCCGGCGGCACCUUUCGAUGCGAGAUCCUCCACGGCUUCACCCUCGCCACCCACGAGGAAAUCGACGCCACCCUCCGCGCCGCCUCGGACGACUUCCUCGGCACCUCGUACAACCUCCUGACCAAAAACUGCAACCACUUCACCUCGUACCUCUGUCAGAAGCUCACGGGCACCCCGGGACCCGGCUGGCUCAACCGGGCGGCCAGCAUCGGCGUCGCGCUUCCCUGCGUGGUGCCCCGCGACUGGAUAGAGCCCCCGGAAUACGACACGGCCGACGGCGAGCUUCUCGACGAAGUCGACGAUCCCACGCACGAGCAGUCCCGCAUGCUGCGCCAGUCCCGACCACACUUGCUGGCCCAGGGCGCGUCCGGCGAGGAUACAGAAUGGGACAGCGACGAGGAGAGACGGAAGGGGGACAGUGGCAAGGGAAAGGGCGCUGCGGUAGACACCGACGGCCGACAUCUUCCCGCAGCGGAGAGGGCUCCGAGACGGUAG
Messenger RNA from Hirsutella rhossiliensis, 744 nucleotides. Its product is annotated as PPPDE putative peptidase domain-containing protein. NCBI's taxonomy places the organism in Eukaryota, Fungi, Ascomycota, Sordariomycetes, Hypocreales, Ophiocordycipitaceae. The record is from RefSeq and is a predicted model, not a curated record. Gene Ontology annotation, biological process: protein deubiquitination. Gene Ontology annotation, molecular function: deubiquitinase activity. The coding region runs from base 1 to 744 and encodes 247 amino acids. The transcript is spliced from 2 exons.